Messenger RNA from Paralichthys olivaceus (Japanese flounder), 1752 nucleotides. RefSeq names its product SAM domain-containing protein SAMSN-1-like. Lineage: Eukaryota; Metazoa; Chordata; Actinopteri; Pleuronectiformes; Paralichthyidae. The record is from RefSeq and is a predicted model, not a curated record. Gene Ontology annotation, molecular function: protein binding.
UUUACUUUCAGGGGAGAGUGGGGUAAAAGAAACGAGAAGAGAAAAGAUUGAUAUUUUUGAUUAAAAAAUAAUAGAAAAUGUUACAGAGGGCGACAUCCAAUGUGUCAGACAAAGCAAAGAGCAGCAAACCAAAGCGCUCCACGAGCUUCGGCAGGUUCGAGGGUCUCAGACAACCCUUCUCACAUGCCAAACCAGAAGAGAAUGGCACAAACAUGGUCGUGGAAGAAUGUGAAAGUUCAGACCCUAACAAAGCAGUUGGACUUGGGAAGAAGAUGAAGGCUAUUUCACUAACCAUGCGCAGAAAAAUGGGCAAAAAACACGCCAAGUAUUUCUCUGAGGAGCCGGGUGACGACACAGAUAAAGAUCCGGAGGCAGAAGCAGAGAGAAGCACUGCAGCUGAGAAAGACCACGCAAAGACAAAUAACUCCUUAGAGAGUCUGUACAGUGGCCAGAGCACCUCCAGUGGUGUGACCAGUGAGUCCAAUGGUUCUGCUCAGAAAGACAGUGUGAGGCUGGAGGAGGACGGAUCCUACCAGGGACAGUUCUGUGGCAGAUGUCGUGUCCAAGCAGAUUUUGUUCCAAGCCCGUAUGACACGGAUUCCCUCAAACUUAAGGUGGGUGACAUCAUCGACAUCAUCAGUAAGCCCCCGAUGGGCAUCUGGACGGGCAUGCUGAACAACAAAGUGGGAAACUUCAAGUUCAUCUACGUAGACGUUUUAGUGGAGAAAGAGGAGGAGGAAGAAGAAGAAGUUCCAAAGAUCAGACAGCAGAGGCUUUGCAAAAGACCUCGACCUAAAACGCUACUGGAGUUAUUGGAGCGACUGAAUCUGGAGGAGUACGCCUCUGCCUUGCUGCUCAAUGGCUAUCAGACGGUGGAGGACCUGAUGCACCUGCAAGAGAAACACUUGAUAGAGCUGAACGUCAAAGACCCAGAGCACAGACAAAGACUUCUGGCUGCUGCUGAGUGCCGCUACACAGAAGGUGAUGAUGUCAGGGACGUGGAGGAGCACAAAUCCUCCCACAGUCAAAAAGAAGAAGACAGCGACUGUCCCAGAGACUCGGGCUGCUUCAUCCCGUCAGAAUGUUCAGACAGCAAAGACGACGCCGAGCAGCUCACAGACGGCGGGGACUUGUAAUCUGCUCGUUUUGGGCUUUAAGUGUGUGAUAUUUUCUUAUGACUGAUGGUUUUAAUAAUUCAUGUCAUUAAUGCUGUGUUAAUAUCGUCAUACCAGCAAGCCACAAGCUACAGCUAAUAUAGAAAGAACAAACAACCAGUACUCUAAAUGUCAUCUCAUGCAUUUGUCAUUUCAUUAAGAUCAUAAUAAACAUAAUAAGAGUUUUUUAUAUAAAACAUUUCAUGUUGUUAAGGAAGUGGCGUGUCACUGAUUUAAUGUCACUUGUAAUUAUAGCAUUUACAAUCAUUCAGUGUUAUUACAUGUACUGCCUUUAUAUAUCACUUUAACCCUCCUCAUCACAUCUAGUCUCAAUUCAACAUCCAGCAUCAUCUUUUCUUUUCCCGUGUGUGGUAUUGUUGAAGGGAUGUUUUUUUUUUAAUAAUAUAAACUGUACAAGUUGCAUGUAUGAUGUAAAAGACAUAUGUCACUUUUUGAAUGUGUGUGUGUGAGAGUGUGUGAGAAAGAGCCUGUAUAUGAAGCCAUUUAUCUGUUUCCACAACCUUUUUGUAAAUAAAAUAAAAUAAAUACGCUUACAUUUAUUUUUAGUUACUAGUGUAUUUGUAUUUGGAAUUAUUUC